GUCCAUCAGAUGUCAACAACAUCCAAACUUAUAUUUUUCUCUCGCCGUGUUGGAUCUCCUAGUUAAACCUCGACACUGAUUCGAUGUGAUAUAGAUGUCUAGCUCUUGCUUCGUUGUGAGGUCAUCGGGAAACGUGUUACGACUCUUGUUAGUUGGGUCACGAUACUGUCCUCAAGCAUAUUUCUUCAAGAGCCCCUAUUGCCUUGGGUCAUUUGCCCGAAACGCUCUGCGUACUAGUGGCUUUAGGUAUUGCACAAUUGUACAUUGGACCUACUACAGAGUAGCUGCCUCAUCUUAUUCCUGGUCUCUGGAAGAACCCUCACCAUGUGAAAUGCUUUGAUAAAGUAUUGACUCUCCUGUGUACUAUAAUGUUAGACACGUUUUAUGAAGUUCUUCAAGCAUUGCAAUGUCGAUGUCGACCUUCUUGACAUAAGACUAUUGACAGCUAUCCAGACUGAAUAAAUAAUUUGCUGUCUAACUCAUUAACCCUUCAGGGUAUUAGACCACUAGCUGGCCCAACGAAAUCUAUUCAUGGAGCUAGCAUGAUUGUCAAUAUGGGAAAAACUAAUAAAGCACUACUCUUGAUCCUAGUGUUUUUUAUCAAUCAAACUGUGAUAUGCAUGCAGGACACAUGUGACAAAGGUGAACAGAAGAGCAAAAGGUAUCUUUUAUAUGAUGUCAAUCCUGGAGAAGGAUUUAAUCUUCGCCGGGAUGUGUAUAUUCGUAUUGCAAAUUUGGUUCGAAAGCUGAAUGAUGCAGAUAACUGGGUUUUGAUACUUCCACCAUGGGGGAACUUGUAUCAUUGGCAACGUGUGCAGCGUGGAGUGUAUGUGCCUUGGAAAAAUUUCUUUGAUAUUGAGAGCCUGAGCAAAUGGAUACCAGUUGCAGAGUUUUCUGAUUACUUGAAAGAUGAAGGACCGAGAGUGGGGUCAGUGUAUGUGCUACAGCAUUACGCUGAAGGAUGGGAAGGCAAAUGGGAAGAAAAAUAUGAUAAAAGAAAAUGCAUUGACAAGCACAACUUUGAGUACCGAGGAGGUGAUGAUGGCUCAUGGGUUGGGCAAGUAUGGGGUACAAAAAUUCAGACAGAAAACUUUACAUGCCUCUCUAUCCAAGGACAAGCAUCAACUUUAGUGCCUCUUGUUACACAAGAUUUAAAGAGGAGAUCUGUGUUCAUUGUUCGAGCUGAAACCAUCUUGCACGAUGAAUAUGGAGGCAAGUGGUACUGGAAUGCUAGGAGAAGUAUGCGCUUUGCCCACCACCUGCGAGAAGAAGCUGCAAGUUUUAGAAGAAAAUACUUGAACUCGGAAGAUGUACAAGAUAAAACUGUAGUGAAAGAGGACUGGCGAGAUACACAACCAAAACGAGGUGUAGCUGUUGGUGGCCCUUACAUUGCUGCUCAUCUUCGGAGAAGAGAUUUUGUACAUGCAAGACAUGAUGAAGUGCCGAGCUUAAAGAAGGCUGCCCAGCAAAUUAAAGAAUUGCUGAAAAAAGAAAAUCUCACUACUGUUUUUAUUGCAACUGAUGCUUCACUAGAAGAAUUUCAGGAACUUGAAUCGUUCCUUCCUGGUUAUAAGGUCGUGCGCUACGAACCCAGCCCUGACUUCUUUCACAAGUGGGGUGAUGGUGGUGUUGCAGUAGUGGAUCAGAUCAUCUCUUCUCAUGCCAGGUACUUCACUGGGUCAUAUGAAUCCACAUUCUCCUUUCGUAUCCAAGAAGAGCGAGAGAUUCUGGGCUUUCAAGAGAGAACAACUUUCAACCGACUCUGUGGGAAGAAGAAAAGUUGUGAGCAACCAGCAAAAUGGAGAAUAACUUAUUAAAAUGCUAGUUUCGUGAUAUAUUUGAAGUAGUUAGUUUUUCUUCUAAACUUGAAGUUUAGAAGAAAACUAAACUAGAAGAAAAUUUAAAGUUUUCAUCAGUACUGUACAUUAUUCUUACCAUUAAAGUUUUUUUUUGUGUCUGAAAAAUGAAGAUAUGUAAUAGUUUUACUAAUGGUGUUAUUUAGGUUUGAGAAAGGGUUCAACAAAGAUAUACCAGGCAUUUAUUUUUGAAUAUUAAUAUGAGACAAUGCCACAAAUCAGAGAACUUGCUUUAGGCAGCUGGCAUUUUCAGGUAGGUAACACUAACACACACUAUUGCUCCACAUGCUCGUUUAUUUUGCCUGAAUGAUGCCCGUACUGCAUUGGGUAUCUGUUGUCAUUUUACCUUGACGAAAAGUUUAGGUAUGAAGUGAGAACUUUAAUUUGUUAUGAUAAUUAAUAGUAGUUCUGUACUGUAUGCAUUUACAAUACUAAUUCAUGGUUCAUAAAAGUUAUCCGUUUUGUGGUAGCCCUUGCCAGAAGCGGUUAUUACAUACAGUAAUUGAUAUGAAAUACAUAAUGUGCGCUUGUGAAUGGCAUGUUUGUCAGUUUAGUAUUUGGUAUACCAUUGUCAGUCAAUGGAAUCCUGUUGGGUCCAUCAAGGUGUUUCUAGCCAGGAGUCGAGGCUGUCUUCACAGUGACCCAUUCACUUACUGGUCUAUGCCAUGCCAAUUAUACUCAGUAUUCAGGUUGAAUUAUGUAUUAAAGCAUAUCAAGCUAUCUCCUAGUGUUAAUUGCAUGAGAUUGUGUUAACCUGUGUAUACAUUACAUUCUUAAGAUAACAUAUUGAAUAAGAUAUAAAAAAUUUCAAAUACAUUUCUCGAGUAUCCUUUUAAGAAAAGAUUAGUUUUUUAAUGAUACCUUCACUUUGGUUUAUAUAUUUUUAUUAUACCUGUGGUAUAAUUGUUGUGCACAAGUAUAAUAAAAUAAAUUUUGUAAUCAAAUAAGUGUUAAGAUACAUAUAUUCUGAAAAAUUUACAUGAAGGCUUUGUGGAUGCCUCAAGGUCCAUUGGAAACCAUAAAACUUGGCAUAAACUACUGUAUAGGGUUUUAUGUUAUGUAAUGUUUGCUUUAACCAAACCUGUUGUUAUUAUAGUAUUAAAUAGAAAUACUGGCUCUAGUAUUUAAUACUAAUAGCACUUGAGGAGCUGUAUUUUAUUACAGUGCUGCAAUCAAGAAGUCUACGACCUUUCUCUGUUUCCAAGUUCAUCCCCAGGGUUGGUUUAGUAUUAUUUACUGUAUAUAUAUGUUGGUAUUACUGUAUAUAGAAAUUAUUUGUUUUUGAUAGGAGCCACUAAUAUAAUGCCUAUGAAGUAAAUUUUAGUUACAUUAUUCUUAACACUGCCCUACCAUAAGUACAACAUAUGUAAUUAAAUAUGUAACUCAGUGAAGAAGCCAAAUCACAGUACUGUACUGUAAAGUCUAACUGAAGCCAAGAGUUUACUCCAUUGGUCAUUGUAAAAGGGUUUCAAACUAUCCUAUCAAAUACAAAUUUCCCCAACUAAUUUUCUUGAUUUUUUUCUUUUAAUUUGUUAUAAAGUUACCUUUAAGCAA
Molecule: messenger RNA, 3410 nt
Organism: Procambarus clarkii (red swamp crayfish)
Lineage: Eukaryota; Metazoa; Arthropoda; Malacostraca; Decapoda; Cambaridae
Gene: O-fut2
Product: O-fucosyltransferase 2
Biological process (GO): protein O-linked glycosylation via fucose
Molecular function (GO): peptide-O-fucosyltransferase activity
Source: RefSeq, a predicted model, not a curated record